Menidia menidia (Atlantic silverside) is the source of this 1044-nucleotide messenger RNA. The record is from the annotation of a GenBank genome assembly. NCBI's taxonomy places the organism in Eukaryota, Metazoa, Chordata, Actinopteri, Atheriniformes, Atherinopsidae.
AUGAAUGAGAAGUGUCAUUGCAUGCCAGGACUCAGACUUCCACUGAUCAGCUUGUGCGGCUACAUCAUGGACGUAGCUGAACUCAUUUACACGGUGGUGGAAGUGCUCAUUGCUGUUAGCUGCUGUCUGGGUAACGUUCUGGUUAUUUUGGCGUUGUGGACCAGUAAAUGCAUCCAGCAGCCCACCUUCUGCCUCAUCGUCUCCCUGGCCGUCGCUGACCUGUUGGUUGGAUGUGUGGCCAUACCGUUGGCUGUGGCUGUGGACGGGCGACUGAACACUUCGUUCCACUUGUGUCUCUUCAUCAGCUGUGUGGUCAUCCUGUUGACUCUUGCUUCAGUAUUGAGUCUGCUGGCCAUCGCUGUAGACCGUUACCUCCGGGUGUACAUCCCUAUCAGGUACAAAAGGACUGUAACACAGAGACACUCUUGUCUCGUGGCAGCUGCAUGUUGGCUUGCCGCGGUACCACUGAGUUUCAUACCCAUGCUUGGAUGGUACAACCACGAAAACCUCCCUCAGCCUAACAACACAACUAUUUGUUGCGAGUUUGUGUUUGUGAUCCCCAUGUCUUACCUGGUUUACUUCAAUUUCUACCUGUGUACCUUAACACCUUUGUUGGUGAUGACCAUCUUGUAUGGAUCCGUCUUCCGCAAAAUUCGACUAAGUCUUAGAAAAAAACCAGGCAACGGUGCCCAAACAAAUUCACAAAACUACCUGAGGAAAGAGAAACAGCUGGCAGCAUCUCUGUUCCUGGUCUUGGCCCUGUUUGCUCUGUCAUGGCUCCCUCUUCACAUCAUGAACUGCAUCGACUUCUUUAAAGGGAAAAGUGUCGUGUCUACAAAUAUUUUCUAUGUUGGCAUUGUGCUAUCUCAUGCAAAUUCUGCAAUAAACCCAGUUGUGUAUGCAUUUAAAAUACAAAAAAUCAAGAAUGCAUAUCUGAGAGUCUGGAAAAAGUACACUUCAUGUUCAGCAGAAAAUCAAGGAUCUCAAACAAGUCAGACAUCAGACAACAUUCCCAGCAGUGACACUCUGACCAACAAUAACUGA